AAGCUCCGGAACCAACCCGGAACAUUGAUUUUUUUUUUCUUAAUUGUUUUUUUUUUUUUUUCGGGAGAGAAAGGUCUUCGGAAGCAAGCUAAGUCAUGGCAACGAUUUCGCCAGCUAUACUACUCUUAAAUUCUUCUAGAUCAGUUUCACCUCUGAGAUUCCCAACAUUCUCGGGAUUUUCUUCUUCUUCUUCUCCAUUCGCUAGAUCCUGCCGAUUUGGACGACGUUAUCUCGAACCCCUUUCCAGCGGAAUGCUUUCGUCGGGAAGCAGAGCCGACGGUGUUACGGCGGCGGCUGCAUCGGUGGAAGGAGUGAUGACGGAGGCGAUGAAGCUGAUUCAAUCGGCAUCACCUACUUGGAAAUCCGCCGUGGCUAACAAUUUAUUGAUUUUUGUUCUUGGUUCACCGCUUCUUGUUACCGGAUUGUCCGCUUCUGGUGUCGCCGCCGCGUUUUUGCUCGGUACUCUAACUUGGCGGGCUUAUGGCUCUGCUGGUUUCCUCUUAGUCGCUGCUUAUUUCGUCAUAGGAACAGCUGCAACAAAGGUUAAAAUGUCGCAAAAGGAAGCACAAGGUGUGGCCGAGAAGAGAAAGGGUAGAAGAGGACCCCGCAGUGUGAUUGGUUCAAGUGCUGCUGGUUGUGUCUGUGCUUUUCUUUCAAUAUAUCAAGUGGGAGGAGCAGCUUUUUCACAGCUUUUCCGGCUUGGCUUUGUAUCCAGUUUCUGCACUAAAGUGUCUGACACUGUCUCUAGCGAGAUAGGCAAAGCUUAUGGAAAAACAACGUAUUUAGCCACAACAUUUAAGAUUGUACCAAGAGGAACCGAGGGAGCUAUGAGUAUUGAAGGAACAUUGGCUGGACUUUUAGCAUCAUUUUUUCUUGCCUCUGUUGGCUGUUUCCUGGGUCAGAUUACUCCUCCAGAAGCAGCUGUAUGUGUACUAGCUUCCCAGAUUGCCAAUCUUGGGGAGAGCAUAAUAGGUGCUUCUUUUCAAGACAAAGAAGGAUUCAAAUGGCUAAACAAUGAUGUAGUCAACGUGAUCAACAUAAGCUUGGGAAGCAUUGUGGCGAUUUUGAUGCAACAGUUUAUACUACAGAAUUGGGUCAAGUAAAGCCUAUGAUGAGGGUCAUGUCUUUCUUCUCAGUGAGGUUAGAUUUAAUCUUUUGUUGAGCAACAGUAUGUAUUCUAUUAUGUGUAAAUACAAUCUGUUAUGUGCAAUGAAUUAGUAGUCCAAUAAAACUUCUGAGACCUUCAUUGUCUAGCACUUAUUAUAUGAUGUCUUUGAAUUGAA
Messenger RNA from Capsella rubella, 1283 nucleotides. Its product is annotated as protein VTE6, chloroplastic. The transcript has 5 exons. NCBI's taxonomy places the organism in Eukaryota, Viridiplantae, Streptophyta, Magnoliopsida, Brassicales, Brassicaceae. Bases 96 to 1103 code for a protein of 335 amino acids. Gene Ontology annotation, cellular component: chloroplast inner membrane. The record is from RefSeq and is a predicted model, not a curated record.